AUGACAAAAACGAGUAAACGACAACAGAAGAACAAGCAUGUGCAAAGCCUUCGUAGCAAAGCCGGCGGCUCAACUUCGGGUCAGGCGAGCGGUCUGGACUUGCUUUCAGAUGAGCUCAAGCAACAGUAUGAGGAGUCGGGCAUCGACCCAUCUCAGCUGAUCGUCGCUCAAAGCUCCAAAGCGAAAGGCGCAAAGCAGGGCGGCGCUGCAAAUGGCAGCGGCCGGCAGGCACCAUCCGCCACGCAGGAGCUCAGUAAGUCUCAACUGCGCAAACUGAAGCAGAUCCAACAGAAGAAGGAGCGUCGGGAGAACCUGGCGCAGGUCUUGGCCCAGCUGCACACCCACGCCGCCAGCGACACUGCUUUGGCGCUCAUGCGGCCGCUGCACCAGCGCGGGCACCGAGAGACCAAGAAGCAGCGGCUGCGGAGGGAGCUGCAGCUGCAGAGGGCUGGGCUGGAGGGGGAGCAGCUGGCGGAGGUGCUGGGGGCCACCGGGGGUGGAGGAGGAGGAGGAGGAGUGAGCGAGCUGCUGCGGCAGCGCACGGUGAAAGGAGCGGUUGCUGGGGCGAGCAGUGACAGUGACGAGGAGGACGAGGAGGAUGAGGAGGAGGGCCGUGGAGCAUCAGAACAGCGGAAGCCGCCGGCAGCGGCAUCUGCCGUACAUGCGGCGGCGGUACGGCAAGGGCCCAGCGGCGAUGUAAAGAGCGAUGACAAUGAUUCUAGUGAGGGCGACAGGGAAGAGGGGGAGGAGGAGCGGGAGCCCCAGGGAAAGCGCGGGCCGGCGGCAAAAAAGCGACGCCAGGAUGGCGGCAACGGUGGCGGCAGCGAUGCCGCGGACCCCGCUGCCGCCGGACGGGCGGCACUCCUGGCGGCUCGGCUUGAAGCGAAGCGCAUCCGCGCACAGGAGCUCGGAGGUGUCGUACCUGUCGUGCAAGACGAGCAGCUGCGUGAUCCGGAGGUGGCGGCGGCGCGGCGGCAGGCCGCCGCCGCGGCGGCGGCGGCAUCGCAGUUUCCGCACCGAGUGGUUCACGUGUCGCGGCCGGCAGCGCUGGCGGCGGCGCGGCUGGAGCUCCCCAUUAGCGGCAUGGAGGCUGAUAUCAUGGAGGCGGUGGCGGCGCACGACGUUGUCGUACUGGCGGGGGAGACGGGAUGCGGCAAGACCACGCAGGUACCCCAAUUCCUUCUUGAAGCUGGGUACGGCUGCCGUGACUUCCCCGAGAAGGCUGGGGCUGUCGGCAUCACGCAGCCGCGCCGCGUGGCAGCAGUUAGUACGGCACAACGCGUGGCGGAGGAGCUUGGAUGCGGCAUCGGGGAAAUGUUCAUGACCGACGGCAUUUUGCUUCGGGAGCUUCAACUUGACUUUCUCCUACGCGGCUACAGCGCCAUAGUGGUGGAUGAAGCGCACGAGAGGGCGCUCAACACGGACCUAUUGCUGGGUGAGCAACUGGCCUCGUGUGCGUCUUUGCGCCGCCGCAUGUGGCGGGAGCGGCAAGAGGCGCUGGCCCGUGGCGAGCGACCCACGGGUCAGGUCGUGUACCCGCUCAAGCUUGUCAUCAUGAGCGCCACUCUGCGUACCUCGGACUUCACGGACAACAAGCGCCUCUUCGCCAUGCCGCCACCCGUCAUUAAUGUGCCUGCUCGGCAGUACCCUGUGACCGUACAUUUCAGCCGCCGUACGGCAAUGGGGGACUACGUGUCGGCGGCUUUUCGGAAGGUCACACGUAUCCAUGCGGAGCUCCCCCCAGGUGGCAUUCUGGUUUUCCUCACCGGUCAGAGGGAGGUGGAGCAGCUGUGCAAGAGGUUGAACGCGCACUAUUCGGCGCGGGGUCGCAGGGCGGCGGCGGCAGCCGCCGCAGGUGGAGGCGGAGGCGGAGGCGGCAACGAGGAUGCGGAUGGGGACGGAGAUCGGGAGGAGGAUGGGGAUCUGGCGGCAGCGGCGCCAGAGCAGUAUGGCGGCGGCGGCGACGCGGCGGAGGUGGCGGGGGAUGCCGCGGAGCGGCGGCGACGAGGCGGCGGCGGCGACGACGAUGUCGAUGAUUACGGGGAGCUCAACGGGGGGGGCGAGGAGGGCGAGGAGGAGGACGAGGAGGAGGUGCAGGUGUUGGGCGGCGACCAGUUCACACCCGAGGAGAUUGCCGCAGCGGAGCGACGGUUCGAGGAAGAGUACGGCAAGUCGCUGGCGGCGCCGUCAGCUGCCGCCGCCGGCGGUGGUGGCAGUGGCGGCGGUGGUGCCGCGGGGCGGGACGGCCCGCAGGGGGGUUCCGCGCCCGUGUAUGUACUGCCGUUGUACGCCAUGCUGCCGCAGGCUCGUCAGGCCAAGGUGUUUGCUCCGCAUCCCCAAGGCCAUCGCCUCAUCAUUGUCGCCACCAACGUCGCGGAGACCUCCCUAACCAUACCCGGCAUCCGGUACGUGGUAGACGCCGGCCGCAGCAAGCAGAAGCUUCUCGAGGACUCCUCUGGCGGGCAGGUGGCCCGGUACGAGGUGCAUUGGAUCAGCAAGGCCUCAGCCGCUCAGCGGGCGGGGCGGGCGGGGCGAACCUGCCCGGGCCACACCUACCGCCUGUACAGCUCCGCUCAUUUCAACGACACGUUUCCGGAACACUCUCCGCCCGAGAUUGUCAACACGAGCCUGGAGGGGGUGGUGCUGGUGAUGAAGAGCAUGGGCGUCGAUAAGGUCCACAACUUCCCCUUCCCCACCCCCCCUGAUCCCGAGGCCCUGCGAGCCGCGCACCGCUGUCUGGAGGCCUUAUGUGCGCUGAGUCCGGGAGAUGGUCAGCUGACAGAUAUCGGCAGGGCGAUGGCGGCCUUCCCCAUCAGCCCCCGACACGCCAGGAUGCUGCUGGAGGUUUUGAACUGGCACAAGAAGGCCGUCGGCGGAGUGACCGCCGAUGGGGACGACAGGUACGGCACCGGCGGCGCGCUGUCGGUUCCCGAGAAGGUCGCCCGGCGGGCCGGCCGCGCGUUGCCGUACGCUGUCGCGCUGGCGGCGGCGAUCAGCAUCGAGAGUCCUUUCGUGCACAUAGACACGGUGGGCGCGCCGGCGUCGACCGACCCUUCCGCCAACGCUGACGGUGACGUGAGGUUUAACGGCGGGGGCGACGGCGACGCCGCCGCCGCCGGCAGGAAGGGGCCUAACGGCGCUAAACGGCGAAAGAAACAAGCGGUUCCUGAAUCCAACGGGAAGCGGCAGGAUAGUACAGUAGUACGGAAACGGAAAGGUGACGGCGGCGACGGUGAAGAAGAGGACGAGGAGCGGAAUGACGAUGACGGUGAGGGCAACUGUGACGGCGGGGAGGAGGACGAUGAAGACGAGGGGGAUGGUCCCGGCGGCCGCCGCCGAUCAGGGGGUGCGGGCCCGGGGCCUGCCAGUGAAGCAGCGGCGGCGGCACGCGAGGCUGCGCGGCGGCGCCGCCAGCACGCCGCAGCCAUGCAGGCUCGUUUCCGUCAUGCCCAAUCCGAUGCGUUGUCAGCGGUGGCAGCGCUCGUUGCGUUCGAAGCGAGCGGCGAAAGCGAAGACUUCGCAUCGGCGCACUUUCUUCACGCCAGGAACCUCCGUGAAGCUGCCGACCUGCACCGCCAGCUGCUGCGUGUGCUAGCGAUGCAGCAAGUCGGCGCAACUCCUUUGACGGCGACGGCGGCUCCGUCGGCAGCAGGCGGCAGUACGCUCUCCGAGGAGCUGGCGGCGGCGGCAAAGGAGCUGGCGGCGGCGCUUGCCCUGCCAGGCGCCGCCGCCGCCCACGGUGGCGGCGGCGGCGGUUCUCCUGCGGCGGCUGGCGGCAGUGUGGCUGCGGUCCUGCCCGAGGGCAUCGCUGCGGUGCUUCGUCGAGCUCUUGCGGCUGGUUGGGCUGACCAGGUGGCGCGGAGGGUUCGCUCCUCGGAGUACUUGGCGCAGCUUGGGGAGAGCAGGCGAAAGCAUCAUGCCGUACGUUACCAGCCCGCCUGCCUGGCGGAUGAGCACGUGUUCCUGCACCCGCGCUCCGCACUGCACGGGGAUGUCCCGGAGUUGCUGGUGUACAUGCAGCUGCUGCGUACGGAAAAGCGGUCGUACAUGACGGGCCUUACGGCAAUUGAGCCCGAGUGGCUCGCGGAGAGCGGCACGCCGCUGUGCGCGCUGUCAGCGACGCCGCUGACCGAUCCACCGCCGUCGUACCGCGGUCCGCCGGUCGAUGCGGUGCUGGCGUGGCGGGAGGCGCGGUACGGCAUGCACGGCUGGGCGCUGCCGCCGGUGGCGGCCCCGCACCCUGACGCGUCGGAGCGGGCUGCUGGGUUCGCUGCAGCCUUGCUGGAGGGGCGAGUGCUGCCAGCCAUGACAGAAGUUCGCCCCCAUCUGGCGGCAUCUCCCGCCAUGCUGCUGCGUCCCGAGUUGCGAGGUGUGGCUCGUGUGGGGGAGCUGGUGGGGGCGCUGGUGAGGGCCCGGGUGGACAGCCGGAGGUCGCUGGCGGCCGCCUGGCGGUCCCAGCCGGAGUUGCUGCAGCGGGAGGUGGCGGCUUGGCUGCCCAAGACUCAACAGCCAGUGCUGCUGCGGCUGUGGCCACGACUACGGGAGCAAGCGGCGGCCACAGCUGCGGCUGCGCUCUAUGGGUUCCUGCUCAGGGAUUUGGAAAACAAGGAAUAUGCGGAAUUCAGCCACACUGUUAGCCUGCUGGGCAAAUUGCUGUUUGAUUGCGUUCGUAUUGGAGGCACCUGCCCGUCGCUGGCAGUCUCCUUGACCGCCGAGCAGCUGGCGAUCAAGCUACUACGUAUGGGCACUCUGCGCUGCUAUUGCCGGCUCGUAUCUGCUUACGCGGAUAAGAUCAUGCAGCAGGAGCACAGCGUCGACGUGGUCCACACCGAAACGCUUGACUCCAUGGGCGAGCUGUUGAACACCUGCGCGAGGUUUGCCGCUUUCGACGCCACGAACCCCACGAACCCCACCAGACGCCGUUUCUGCGACCUGCUACGCUUGGAGCUGCGAGAGACACAGGCCAUUGAGCACUUCGCGCGAGGAGUUGUUCUCCUCAUGGGCAAGUGUCCGCAUUCCACAAUUGCUAAUAUCGCACCCACACGGCAGGCUUUCGGGUGCAUCAAUUCCUGUGCCCAGCUUGUGGAGGGAGGCACCAGCGCCAUGCUACAAGAACAAGGAGUGCUCCCGGAGAACAUGACGCGCAUCCUAGAGCACACCCCAGCCAGCUACGAGCUCAUGCAAGGUCCUGGCUUACAGUUCCUCGUGCUCGCGCAGGCCGUAACCGCUUUGGCGGCAGCGGGCUACGGUGGUGGCAGGGACGACACGGCCUCGGGGGCAUCAGGUGAUGGCGCUUUUGGGCCGAGCAGCGGCAGUGACCGGAGCAAUUAUGGCACAUAUGGGCUGCCUGCAGCGGUAGCGGAGAGCAUGCCAGUUGUGAGUUGUGCGCCGCUGACGGCGUGGUUAGGAGCACGUGAUGGGUCGAUACGGUCCCCAGAGGACAUGUUACCGUCUAUGCGUCCCGAUAGCGGUACACAGCGGUAUGGAGUACUGGAACUGCACGAGGAGGUCCUCAUCGAGGCGCUGCAGGUGCUGGAGGCCGCUUUCGCGUUGGCAGGCUCUCGGCAGUCCUCACUGGUAGCGGCAGCUGCUCCUGGUGCUGAGGGUGCUGGACCGGGUGGUGGUGGUGCUGCUGCUGCUGCUGCCACCGCGGGCGGAACCGCUAACCGUCUUCGCUGGUCGUGUGUGGUGGGGCCGCGGGCCGCCUAUCAGCUUUGCAUGCGCAUGGUUGAGCUAUCUGUGGCUUCGGCAUCUGUUCGGGAGGAGAAGGAGGAUGGCGGAGCGGCAGCCACGGGGCAGUCCCCGAGUGAGGCAAGGUUCGUCCUUCAACGUGACGCUGUCUGGCACGUGGGUGUGCGGGCACUGGCCACCUCCAAGUCCCUACUUAUGGGGCCCCUGGCGGGACCGGUGGCGAAGCCUGGCUCAGCCCAUGUAGCAACGGAAGCGGAAGCAAGGACAGGGCAUGUGUCCGCCCUGACAGCGGAAUGGUGGCGGGCAGUGGCGCGGGUGCUGCAGAUGAAGACACCCGCUGCAGACCUGUGUUUGGGGGUGUCCCUGUCGACGUCCCUACACCAGAUGUUGGAAACGGUGCUUUCGAUACCGGUUGAGGGUGGCUUUUCAGGCGACCGGCCGCUCCAGCCACCGCCGGCGUUCUUCACUGCCCUGUCCGGCGGCAUCUUGCCCGCGCUGGAGGCCUGCCUGCGCUACCACGCCUCGAGGGGACCUCAGGAUGGAACCUGCGCGGUCUUUGUCCAUAUCUUCAUGCAGGCUAGCCUGCGAGACUACGAGCAAUUCGGCCUUACAGCGCCUGCGACAGGUCCAGGUUCCCCCGACAGCGUGAACAUGAACACCAGGAUGCAUCCAAGUCGCUUCUUUGAGGCCGUGCUCUCGUUCGGACCGCCGCACCAAGUGGCCCCUCUCGUUGUUACCCUACGCAAGCUGCUAGUUCGUCAGGUGGUCGAGGCUGAGGAACUGAUAACGCGGUUCGGAUUGGGAAUGAACAAUGAAUUGGCGGCCGCAUAUAUCACAUCUUCAUGUAAGAUGCGGCGGCUAGCAUGCAUCCUCAUGCAAUCCCUCCACGGCAUGGAAGCUUGGAAGAUGCUCCAGGAGGAGGGUGAGAGUGGGGAUGAGGACGGUGAAGGGCAUCGUGGUGGUCACUCACGCGACGGGAGUCGUAAUGCCAGUGGUGGUGAUGGCGAUGGUGGCGAGAAGAAGGACGCAAGUCCGGAGGACACCGCAGCGGCCGCAGCGCCCACCGUCACCGCCGCCGCUGAAACCGCCAAGCAGCAGUCGGCAGACCUCCAGAGGCCUGAGGUGCAGCAAUGGGUGCGGAUGGCAUCGUACACGGUCCACAGCUGGCUGCCCGCGCUAGUGCACAGCGCGCUGAAGGCCUUCCAGGUCCUGAAGUUGGAUCGUGACUUUGUCCGCAUUGCCAGCGAGGUAUUGCGGUUGUUGCCUGGACUUCUAUUCACGGAUUGCCCGCUGGGGACUCGAGCCGACCAUGUGGUCUUCGAUGAAGCCGGUUGCAGCUGCGGCAGUGGCAGCGCCACCAUCGUCCUCAAGCCAUCGGAGUUGUCCUCGCCGACGGGCUGGCGGGCGCUGCUGCUGCGGGAGAUGGGCGUUUUCCGUCUGUUGGAGCACGUGCUUGGGCAGUUGUGCUGCCCCGGCCGCCUGCGAUGCUUCAGCUCGAGUCGGCAUAAGGAGAAGGAAGGCGAGGACGGCAAACAUGACGAACAUGAUGGUGGCGACGAAGCAUGCGAACCUUGUUAUUGGGAGUUUUGUGAACUGUCUCUUGAUGCGCUGUUGACGGUAGCGCUGGCGGCGCCUGAUGACCUGCAGGCGCGGUUUCGCGAGGCAGAAGAGGCGGUGGAGUACUUCGAUGGCAAAGGUGGCGAGCUCGCUUGCAGAUGUGAGGUGUGCGCCCGCCGGGGGCAGGCCUCCCGAAGCCACGGCACUGCCGCCACCGCCGCUAAACCGACGAAGACAGCGGGGUUAGGUGGCUGCAGUUUUAGCAAGACCAUCUGGGGCUCCCCGUCGCUGGGUAUUAUUGUCACGCUCGCCGCAAAGUCCGGCAGAGGAGGCUUGGAGAAGUAUGCAAGGGGGAUAGUAGUCGCACUGUGCCAGCUGCGCCGGAACGAGCGGCGACAGUUCAUGAGGCAGAUUACGACGCUGGCCAACAUGCGGCGCUUUGCAUUAUGCUGCCCGAAACGUGCCUGGCUGCGGCCGCCGGCCGAGGUAAUGACAAUGUCGGUGGGCAAGGGGAAGGGGAAGGAAGUGGUUGGCGAGGCCGGCAAGGUGUUGUUGCCGCCCCGCUUUUGCAACAACCCGCAGUGCACCAACUUUGAUGGGCCCAGCGAGGCUGAUUUGGGGUUUAGCGCCUGCGGUGGCUGCCGUUCCGUGUCCUAUUGCUGCCGCGCCUGCCAGCAGCAGCACUGGCGUGCAGGUCACAAGGAGGUGUGCACCCGCAUGCGCGGGCAGGUAUGA
Volvox carteri f. nagariensis is the source of this 7983-nucleotide messenger RNA. RefSeq lists its product as uncharacterized. Gene Ontology annotation, cellular component: intracellular anatomical structure; nucleolus. Lineage: Eukaryota; Viridiplantae; Chlorophyta; Chlorophyceae; Chlamydomonadales; Volvocaceae. Gene Ontology annotation, biological process: maturation of SSU-rRNA from tricistronic rRNA transcript (SSU-rRNA, 5.8S rRNA, LSU-rRNA). Gene Ontology annotation, molecular function: RNA binding. Bases 1 to 7983 code for a protein of 2660 amino acids. The record is from RefSeq and is a predicted model, not a curated record. The transcript has 20 exons.